Messenger RNA from Trichophyton benhamiae CBS 112371, 3456 nucleotides. RefSeq lists its product as uncharacterized. Lineage: Eukaryota; Fungi; Ascomycota; Eurotiomycetes; Onygenales; Arthrodermataceae. The record is from RefSeq and is a predicted model, not a curated record. The transcript is spliced from 5 exons. Gene Ontology annotation, cellular component: nucleus; condensed chromosome, centromeric region. Gene Ontology annotation, molecular function: histone binding. Gene Ontology annotation, biological process: mitotic chromosome condensation; mitotic cell cycle; meiotic chromosome condensation. The coding region runs from base 1 to 3456 and encodes 1151 amino acids.
AUGAACGAACGGAUAGAUUUCGACCUCAACGAGGCGCUGAAAUACUACCUGAGCGACCCCGCCUCAGUCCCGACACCAGAAGCGGAUUCACAGUUGCUAGACUGCGAAUUGGAUCCGGAUUCCUUGAAUCUGCCGCUGAUCGAUGAGAUCCUGAAUCCUAUUGUGGACGCUGUGGCAGAAGAUCCCUCAAAUCUCGCAAGAAACUCGUUCUUUGAUUCCCUGCAGCUUCUCUUGAACAAGAUCUUAGAUCUUGUUGUUUCCGGCCUUGCCUCGCUUGCCGAUAUUGCACACAAUGACCUCGAAGCCGAUGAGCCCGAGGCACUGUCUGAGCAUAAGGACCUCUUGGAGCUGUACGCUUUUCUACUACAAUGGGCGUUAUCUUCCGUGGAAGCAAAGGCAGCCGAAAAACCUCCUACAACGGGGCCGGGAAGACGAGGAGGUGGGAAGGCUGGACGAAAGCCCGCUAGGGAUGAGUCGUGGGAUUCGUCUGCACAGAUACAGAUUGCUAUGGAGGUUAUGUGCAAGGUGCUGAAGCUGAAGCUAUCAAAGCUCUUUGUUACAACCUCGGACCGGGAUACCUUUGUGAAUCUGUUUACUCGAUCCAUAUACCUGAUCCUGGAGAGCGAGCAGAGAGUCAAGAGCAUGUCAAUACGGAUGCACGCAUUCAAGAGCCUUACAUAUUUUGAGCAUCUUUCGGACCCGAUGGCCGAAUUUUUGCAUAUCCUGGCGGAGCAGUAUGACUAUCCUCAACUCGCUGACGAGAUUCUAAGGGAGGUUGGAAAUAAGGAGUUCAACCCAAAUGAUACCAAGGGCCCGAGAUCAGUGUCGGCUUUUAUUGUUAAGUUGUCUGAGCUUGCUCCUCGGCUUGUCAUCAAGCAAAUGACCCUCCUAGCCAAGCAGCUAGAUAGUGAACAACGUACAUUUACUGACAAUUGCCAGGCUUAUACCCUCCGCUGCGCCGUCAUCGAAGUAUGCGGAAAUCUGAUAUCUGACCUGAGUAAGCAGGAAGAACGAAGUGAAAACUUCCAAACACAGAUAAAUUCCUUCUUUGAUGUGCUGGAGGAACGCUUCCUUGACAUGAACCCCUACUGCCGCAGCCGUGUGAUACAGGUGUACAUGAAGAUUUGUGACCUCGACCAGAAGUUCCCCAAAAGACGGCAGACAGCAGCCAAGCUUGCAGCUCGAAGCUUGGAAGAUAAGAGCAGCAAUGUCCGAAGGAAUGCUAUAAAACUUCUGGGCAAGCUGGUGUCAACACACCCUUUCAGUGUUAUGCAUGGGGGCCAGCUGUCGUACAAAGAUUGGGAUGCUCGUUUACAGGCAGUAGAGGAGGAACUCAACGCGUUGAAGCCACCACCAGAGACACCCGGAUUAGCAGAGAUGGGGAUUGAGAGCGCCCAGAUCGACAGCGAGCUGCUGGACGAUGCAACCCAGGUCCCAGACGACUCCCCUUCGAAGGCUCCAAAAAUGACUGAAGAAGAAAAAGCAGCAGCGGUUCAGAAAGCAGCAGAGGAAGCAGCAACAUCAGAGAUGCUGGCACGGCUGCAGCUAACCCGGAAAUACUACAUUGAGGCCAUUCAGUUUAUCGAGGUGUUGCACAGUGCGUCCGAGACCGUCUUGCAACUGCUGUCGUCUCGGAAUAAGAGCGAGGUGAUCGAGGCUAUGGACUUUUUUGUGAUGCUAGAUGCGUACAAAGUGGAAACCUCGCGAGCUGGGAUACGCAGGAUGUUACGGCUGAUUUGGAUGAAGGGUAACAGCGACGAAGGCAAGGGCGUUCAGAACCAUCUAAUCGAUUGCUACAAGGGGCUGUUCUUUGAUGCGCCGGAUGCAUUCAGUCCGAAUGACACGGCCAACUACAUCGCCCGAAAUAUGAUAAGUCUGACGUUUGGAGCGACGCCGGCAGAGCUUACAUCGCUCGAGCAGUUGCUCAGCACAAUGGUGAAGGCAGGGCACAUCUCAGAGCUGGUGAUUGGCAAGCUAUGGCAGGUGUAUGGGGUACAGAAGAAGGAAAUAUCAAGAACACAGCGAAGAGGGGCCAUUAUCGUGCUGGGGAUGCUUGCGCUUGCCGACCCGGAGAUUGCAGUCAAGGAGAUCGAGAUUAUGCUCCGGAUAGGGCUGGGCAGCCUGGGACGGGCUGAUCUUGUCCUUGCCAAAUACACAUGUAUUGCCCUAAAGCGGAUCAAGCCUGGACGGCAAGCCAUUGCAAAGGAUGGGGCACACCCAAAACUGGCAAACGACCACCCGGUGUUGAUCAAGCUGGCUGCGAUGAUGGAGAUUGUGUCUGACAGCAAGGAGUGGUAUGGUGUGGCAGAGCAAGCCAUAAGCGCGAUAUACACGCUAGCAAAGCAUCCUGAUGUGCUGUGUUCGGAUAUACUACGGCGCAAGACCCGGGCCGUCUUCCGGGCGAACAACAAUGCCCAGCAAAGGAUGAUGCUGGACAGCGAGGGAGACCGUCCGUCAUCAUCAUCGGCCUCCUCCGCAUCGGCAGAGACUGCAGUGACUGCAGCCACAACUCUGGCGGAAGACAACAACGCGGCUAGACAAAAGGCUAGUGUUAACGGGCUUUCGCAGCUGCUGAUUAUUGUUGGCCACAUCGCGAUCAAGCAGAUUGUGCAUCUGGAGCUAUGCGAGCUUGACUUUAAGCGCAGGAAGGCCGAACAAGAAAAGGAGAAGGCGGCCAACCCAGCUCAGGAGAAAGAUGACGCAGCCGGAGCAGGAGCAGCAGCAGCAGGGGGGGCAGCAGGAGGAGCAGCAGCCGAGGACAACGAGCUGGACCUGAUCGGAGGCACGACAGAGGACGACUUCACUGAGGCGAUGGCACAUAUUCGGGAGCGAGAGCUGCUGUUCGGGGAGAACUCGCUGUUGACGCACUUUGGCCCGCUGGUGACGGAGAUAUGUUCAAACAACACAGCGUAUCCGGACCAGAACCUGCAGGCGACGGCGACGCUGUGCAUGGCGAAGCUGAUGUGCGUGUCAGCAGAGUACUGCGAGAGCAACCUGCCGCUGCUGAUCACGAUAAUGGAGCGGUCUGACGACCCGAUCGUGCGGAGCAACGCGGUGAUUGCGCUGGGCGACAUGGCCGUGUGCUUCAACCAUUUGAUCGAUGAGAAUACGGACUUUUUGUACCGACGACUGAACGACGACGAUGUUUCGGUGAAGCGGACGUGCCUGAUGACGCUUACCUUUUUGAUACUGGCGGGCCAGAUCAAGGUGAAGGGCCAGCUGGGGGAGAUGGCGAAGUGCCUGGAGGACGAGGACAAGAAGAUAGCGGAUCUGGCGCGGAUGUUCUUUACGGAGCUGUCGACGAAGGACAAUGCGGUGUACAACCACUUUGUGGACAUGUUUAGUCUGCUGAGCACGGAGAAGUCGCUGGAGGAGGAGUCUUUGCGGCGGAUCAUCAAGUUCCUCGCCGGUUUCGUCGAGAAGGUAUUCUUCUUUCUUAUUCUUGGUCUAUUCUAG